AUGGCGUCUCAGCUCUCUCAGGUGAGCCAGUGGUAUGAGCUGGUGGUGUUCACGGCCAGCAUGGAGAUCUACGGCUCCGCGGUGGCCAAGCUGGACAACAACAGGAGUAUCCUCAAGAGAAGGUAUUACCGGCAGCACUGCACUUUGGAGCUGGGCAGCUACAUCAAGGACCUGUCGGUGGUGCACAGUGACCUGUCGAGUGUCGUCAUCCUGGACAACUCGCCGGGCGCCUACCGGAGCCAUCCAGACAACGCCAUCCCCAUCAAGUCGUGGUUCAGCGACCCCAGCGACACGGCCCUGCUCAACCUGCUGCCCAUGCUGGACGCCCUGAGGUUCACAGCGGACGUGCGGUCGGUGCUGAUCCGGAACCUCCAUCAGCACUGCCUCUGGUGAUGUCAGCACCUCCUUUCUUCA
This is a messenger RNA of Gopherus flavomarginatus (Mexican gopher tortoise), 414 nucleotides long. RefSeq names its product CTD nuclear envelope phosphatase 1-like. Gene Ontology annotation, molecular function: protein serine/threonine phosphatase activity. Lineage: Eukaryota; Metazoa; Chordata; Testudines; Testudinidae. The record is from RefSeq and is a predicted model, not a curated record. Bases 1 to 393 code for a protein of 130 amino acids. The transcript is spliced from 5 exons.